This is a messenger RNA of Chrysemys picta bellii (western painted turtle), 2466 nucleotides long. The record is from RefSeq and is a predicted model, not a curated record. NCBI's taxonomy places the organism in Eukaryota, Metazoa, Chordata, Testudines, Emydidae.
GUGGGGGGUACCUCCAUGGUCAUUCGUCCCCCGUGCGCCCCCAGCCGUGCUGUGUGUGACACCCCCCGCCUCCGCUUUCCCCUCUCAGACAUCGACGAGUGCAAGAAGACCCCAGAUAUCUGCGGCCCCAACGCCACGUGUAUCAACACCAACGGGAGCUACUGGUGUGAGUGCCGGGCCGGAUAUGUCCCCUCCAACAGGAACACGACCCUGUGCGAAGAUAUUGACGAGUGUCAGGGCCUGAGCCCGGCAGACUGCGGACCCCACUCGAACUGCACCAACGUGGCUGGGAAUUACUCCUGCAGCUGCAGCGAUGGCUACAAGCCCAGAUCUGGGAAAGCCAACUUCACUCACGCGAGUGGGGACACCUGCCAGGACAUUGACGAGUGCCAGCGAAACGGCACAAUCUGUGAGCCCCACGGGACCUGCAUCAACACACCAGGGAGUUACAUGUGUAAAUGCAGUUGGGGAUUUGGGAAGAGUCAAAAGGAUCCCUCUAAGAUCUGCACAGACAUUGACGAGUGUCGCAAGACCCCAGAUAUCUGCAGCCCCAACGCCACGUGUAUCAACACCUAUGGAAGCUACCGGUGUGAGUGCCAGGCCGGCUAUGUCCCCUCCAACAGAAACACGACCCUAUGCCAAGACAUAGAUGAGUGCAAGACCCCAGAUAUCUGCGGCCCCAACGCCACGUGUAUCAACACCAACGGGAGCUACUGGUGUGAGUGCCGGGCCGGCUACGUCCCCUCCUACGGGAACAGGACCCUGUGCGAAGACAUCGACGAGUGCCGCAAGACCCCAGAUAUCUGCAGCUCCAGCGGCACGUGUGUCAACACCAACGGAAGCUACUGGUGUAAGUGCCGGGCCGGCUAUGUCCCCUCCGACGGGAACACGACCCUUUGCCAAGACACUGACGAGUGCAAGAAGACCCCAGAUAUCUGCGGCCCCAACGCCACGUGUAUCAACACCAACGGGAGCUACUGGUGUGAGUGCCGGGCCGGCUACGUCCGCUUCAAUGGGAGCACCACCCUGUGCAAAGAGCUCACCUGCCCCCCGCUGCUGGAUGAUGACAACUCUACCGAAGCCAAGAACCUCCUGGGCAGCUUCCCGGCACAGAUGGGACGUCUCUGCAAAGCGGCGCUGGAGGAGCUGAAGCAGAUGAAGGCUCAGAGCGCUGAGGCUGUGAUGGGGCAGCUGCAGGGCUUCUUGGACAUUCUGGAGAAGCAGAUAAAUCUGGUCGGGCAGCAGAGCGAGAGCGUGGAGCGGAGACACCAGAUCGCGACGGAGCUGAUGGCAAUAGUGGAGAAGCUGCUGAGAACGCUGGCCCUGACCCUGCGUGACAGCACGAUCAGCAUCGCAUCCACCAAUGGCACAGAGCUGGGGCUGGCGGUCAGGCAGGCUGGGAACCAGAGCCAGGAGACCGUGACGCUGCAGCAGAGCAAGACGCAGAUGGAAUUAAAGUGGGCCGGAGCCCCAGGGCAGAAAAAUGAAGGCUUCACGCUGGCCGGGCUGCUGACAUACCAGGGGAUGAGCCCCAUCCUGGAUGGUGCUGGGCGGGUGGAGGCGCCCGAGUGGGACGAGAUCGGCCAGACGGGGAAGUGGGCGCAGAAGCCCGGGCGGCCCAGCUACCGUGUGGUGUCUCCGGUGGUGUCGGCCUUCAUCAGUGACCCGAACCCCCAGGCACUCGGCCUCUCCGUCAGCAUCCGCUUCAGCCACCCGGUGCCGGAGUCCAAGGCUGACCUGCGCCUCCUCUGCGCCUACUGGGAGCCUGACAGCAGGCACUGGGCCACCCACGGCUGCACCCUGCAGAAGUUGACCACCAACAGCACCCGCUGCCAGUGCGACCACCUGACCAGCUUCGCCGUGCUCAUGGCCUUCUACGAGCUGGAGGACUGGACCCUGGACGUCAUCACCAAGGUGGGGCUGGUGAUCUCGCUGCUGUGCCUGCUGCUGUCCAUCGUCACCUUCCUCUUCUGCCGCGCCCUCAAGGGCCCCCGCACCACCAUCCACCUGCACCUCUGCCUGGCGCUCUUCAUCGCCUACACCGUCUUCCUCACCGGCACCUCCAGCACCGGCAACAGGGUGGUGUGCGGCGUGGUGGCCGGGCUCCUGCACUAUUUCUUCCUGGCCGCCUUCUGCUGGAUGUGCCUGGAGGGCGCCGAGCUCUACCUGCUGGUGGUUCAGGUCUUCACCCCCCACGGCCUCAGACGCCGCUACAUGUUCCUGCUGGGCUACGGCGUGCCGGCCCUCAUCGUGGGCGUCUCGGCCGCCAUCUACAGAGAGGGCUACGGCACGGCGCGCCACUGCUGACUCUCGCUGGAGAAGAAAUUCAUCUGGAGCUUCCUGGCGCCCGUCUGCAGCAUCAUCGCGGUCAACGCCGUGAUCUUCGUGGUCACCGUCUGGAAGCUGUCGCUGAAAUUCGCUGUCAUCAACCCCAACAUGAGCCACCUGAAGAAGCUCAGGUAGCGG